Molecule: messenger RNA, 2167 nt
Organism: Gorilla gorilla gorilla (western lowland gorilla)
Lineage: Eukaryota; Metazoa; Chordata; Mammalia; Primates; Hominidae
Gene: RPP25
Product: ribonuclease P/MRP subunit p25
Exons: 1
Coding region: 887-1486 (199 amino acids)
Biological process (GO): tRNA 5'-leader removal
Cellular component (GO): ribonuclease MRP complex
Molecular function (GO): RNA binding
Source: RefSeq, a predicted model, not a curated record
ACCGCCUUUUCAGAAGAGGUCACGCCCGCUUCCCCACGCGCCUCGGGGAACAGCCUGGCCCAAAGCCUCACUCCUCACGUCCCAGGGGUGGACGGGGGUCCGGGAGCCUCGAGCUCCGGGCAGGCGUGCCGAGGCUGAAGUCUGGGUCUCCCGCGCCCCGCGAGGACCACGCCGCGACGUAAUCGCCCGCGGGGAGACGCGGAGUGGAGCCGCAGCCAGCUCCUCCCGCACUCUGCUGACCGCGCACUAGCUGUCCUUGAGGCAAGAAUACUUGGGAGAGGAAAAAAGGUGGGGGUGUUCCCCGGGGCGGGGGAGGAGGGGCGAGGCCCCAGCAAGCCUCUUGGAAAUCUCUCCCUGGGAGGGGACGAGGGGCGGCCUUCAGUUGCAAAUGGGAAGGGCUCGGAUACCGGAUUUGAAGCAGUGUUUGCACCGCAAGCGCAGCUUUUAUUUAGACUGCCGGUUUGUGAGGGUUGGCUCUCAGAGCGCUGAUGGCGAUUAUAGUGGAACUUCACCUUCACCUGCUCAUGCGCCCCGCAGCGCGCCCGCUCCCACGCCCGCGUAGCUGAGGACCCAGACUCGCCAGGAAAGGCUAGUGAGGCUGGGGCCCGGGCGGGCCGGGCCGGGCCGGGUCAGGGGAGGGGCCUGGCGGCAGGGGCGGGGCCUCAGCUAAAGGCGCGGAGCACCGGGCGCCGAGAGCGCUGAGUAGAGCGGCGCCCGCUCGAGAGAAGUGAGGCCGAGAUCGCGCCGUCCCAGCCCGCCCGCCGGCGUCUGCGCUGCUCCAGCGCCCUUACCCCUGCUGGCCCUUGCAAGGCGCGACCGGCGGCCAUGCAGCCCCGGGGCUGAGGCCACCCCAUGGCAAAGCCGGCGGUCCCGGCGACGACGGCGCAUGGAGAACUUCCGUAAGGUGCGCUCCGAAGAGGCGCCAGCGGGGGGCGGGGCCGAGGGAGGCGGCCCGGGCUCCGGCCCCUUCGCAGACCUGGCGCCGGGCGCGGUGCACAUGCGGGUCAAGGAAGGCAGCAAGAUCCGGAACCUGAUGGCCUUCGCCACCGCCAGCAUGGCGCAGCCAGCCACGCGCGCCAUCGUCUUCAGCGGUUGCGGCCGGGCCACCACCAAAACCGUCACGUGCGCCGAGAUCCUCAAGCGCCGCCUGGCGGGCCUGCACCAGGUCACGCGGCUGCGCUACCGGAGCGUGCGCGAGGUGUGGCAGAGCCUCCCGCCUGGGCCCACGCAGGGUCAGACGCCUGGCGAGCCGGCCGCUAGUCUCAGCGUACUUAAGAACGUGCCCGGCCUCGCCAUCCUACUUUCCAAGGACGCGCUGGAUCCGCGACAGCCCGGCUACCAGCCCCCGAAUCCCCAUCCUGGUCCCUCGUCCCCGCCAGCCGCGCCAACGUCCAAGAGGAGCCUAGGGGAACCCGCAGCUGGAGAAGGCUCCGCGAAGAGAUCGCAACCCGAGCCAGGGGCUGCGGACGAGGAUCAGACGGCCUGAAACUCCGGACUGUGGGCCACCUAGUCCGGCAGGAUCUUCCGCCAGCGCCUCCACCUUCAGAUGUACCUCCAGCCUUUCACUCCUCGGUCCUCCGGAGCCCACAACCUGGACACAGCUCCUCAAGACAGGUAGCAUGGACCUUAAGGCGACAAGAGAGGGGCCCCAGGAGUGGCAGGAGAGGAUCCCCGACCACCCUAGGGAAACUUCGUGCGGUGAUUGCUGCUUAUGCCCGUGUUGCGUGAAGACACGGAACUUCACCUUUUCUGGGACCUUCUUUGGGGAAGAAUGGUGGACAGUGGGAUUCUGGAAACUUGUUUGGGACCCCCAAGGGUUAAAGCCACCCAGCAUUCACGAAGAGCACCUUAAGUAUGGAAGCUGAGAAGAGUUAUUGGAAUCACCCCCACCGUUGACAGAGGAAGGCAGGGGGUGAGAAUUAACUGCUUGAGGGUAGGAGAGUCUGAGAUGUGGGGGCCCUAUUCCGCUUCCCGCCCUGGGACAGUUUUCCUUUCUAGUUUUCUUUCCCCUGCUUCAGAGGAGCAUCUCUGAGGGUUCUAGCUCUUUUAACACCCCUUUUCCCCCUGCUGGCCCAGAGGGAGACCCAGGACUGAACUCUCCAGGCCUCCUCCCCUGAGCCCUGCAGCUGGCUGGAGUCUUGCUUCCAAUAAAACAAGCACAAAAAUG